Lycium ferocissimum is the source of this 1397-nucleotide messenger RNA. Its product is annotated as pheophytinase, chloroplastic-like. Lineage: Eukaryota; Viridiplantae; Streptophyta; Magnoliopsida; Solanales; Solanaceae. Gene Ontology annotation, cellular component: chloroplast. The transcript is spliced from 7 exons. The coding region runs from base 63 to 1181 and encodes 372 amino acids. The record is from RefSeq and is a predicted model, not a curated record.
UGCCCCCAUUAAUUGAACCUUUAAAUUCCAUGUUCAGUGCUUUCUAGAUUGUAAUAUAAUCAAUGUCAACUUCGUGUGCCACUGUUGGAACUGAAUGGUUGAACCCAGUUAGUACCAGAUUAGCUCUGCCUGGAAAAAUUAAUCAUUUCAGGGGCAAAUGCGAAUUGAAUAGAAGGAAUUUUGCUUUUAAUGGAAUAGUUGCUGCUGGAGCUUCAGUCAUGACCCCUUCUGUAGUUGCUGAACCCUCUAAAGGUUUGGAGAAAUUACCAUUUAAGCAAGAGGGGUACAACUAUUGGACGUGGCGCGGACACAAAAUUCAUUAUGUAGUAGAAGGAGAAGGAUUUCCAGUUGUUCUAAUUCAUGGAUUUGGUGCUUCAGCCUUUCACUGGAGGUAUAACAUACCAGAACUGGCUAAAAAGUACAAGGUUUAUGCUCUGGAUUUGAUAGGAUUUGGCUGGAGCGAGAAGGCACUAAUAGAUUAUGAUGCCUUGGUUUGGAGAGAUCAAGUUGUCGACUUCAUGAAGGAGAUUGUGAAAGAACCAGCAGUUUUAGUGGGGAACAGUCUUGGAGGAUUUACCGCUUUGGUAGCAGCAGCGUCACUCACUGAUCAAGUCAAGGGAGUUUCACUGUUGAAUAGCGCAGGACAAUUUGGGGAUGCCAGCAGUGCAGCUGAAGAAACUGAAGAAACAGCCUUACAGAAAUUUAUUUUAAAGCCACUAAAGGAAAUCUUUCAACGUGUAUUCCUUGGAUUCUUAUUCUGGCAAGCCAAGCAACCAGCUCGUAUUGAAUCUGUUCUGAAGAGCGUCUACGUAAAUUCUUCAAACGUGGAUGAUUAUCUCAUUGAUUCAAUUACUACACCUGCAGCUGACCCAAAUGCAGGGGAGGUUUAUUACCGAUUGAUGACACGAUUCAUGUCAAACCAGAGAAAGUAUACACUUGACAGUGUGCUGAGACAACUUUCUUGCCCAUUGCUGUUGGUGUGGGGUGACCUAGACCCUUGGGUUGGUCCUGCCAAGGCCAAUCGGAUUAAGGAGUUCUAUCCAAACACAACGGUCGUUAACCUGAAGGCAGGACAUUGUCCCCACGACGAAGUUCCAGAACUAGUGAAUGAAGCUUUAUUAGAUUGGUUGUCAACCACGGUAACACCAGCGUCUUCUCUUGAAACAGUAUCAGAAAUUUAGCUUCAUUGCUACCGUUAAAUACACAAUGAGCUAUGUUGUAAAAUAUACUGUAUAGUCCUCCAACAUACAAUCUGAUUCAUAUUAUAGGAGAUUUUGGUGACAUAUGAGAUCGGUUGAUUCAACCUGAUAAUGAAGUCAGCUUGAUCCAAAGGGAUCCACAUCUUCUCUUUAUUGUAUUUGUUUAGUUGAAUUGAAAGAAGAAAGUUUGGCAUUGCA